This is a messenger RNA of Parnassius apollo (apollo), 456 nucleotides long. The record is from the annotation of a GenBank genome assembly. NCBI's taxonomy places the organism in Eukaryota, Metazoa, Arthropoda, Insecta, Lepidoptera, Papilionidae.
AUGCAUCGACUUUUAGCUGAGUUUGAGCCAUCUAUAACCGCCACCGAGCAAAAACUGGCUGACCGAGUUCCAUAUAUCUUGCGCUCAAAUAUAUUUAAUGUCGCUGAACUCGAAUGGCUACGACCUGAGGCUGUUCCCUCAUCGGAUGAAAAUACUACGGCUGAAGAUGCGGUGCCACAACUUGCAGAGUAUCCCGCAAACGUAGAUGCCGCCGUGAAUACCCUAGUUGUGGUUGAUUCAGACGAUGAUAGAACAGUCGCUCAGGAACUGGAACUAAAGCAAAUGAGGAGUACAUUGGAAGAGGCGAUUGUGGAAACGCGCAGUACGCCUCUCGAAAAUCGACCGCGACUUCCCCGCAUUCCCUGCAAGCGGAAUCGGGCUAUCGUGAGAGCUCUGAACCCAAUGCUGGUGACCUAUUUGGAAGCCAGCCGGGACCUUUGCAAGACGGGCUACUGA